CCACCUGUGUCCAGCUCACCUGUAUUUCCAGUAUUUCAGAUCUUGGCUGGGUAGAAAUGCACCAGUGUCUAUCACAUCUCUGGUUGGUCUCUCCUGGUUUCACUGCAAAGCUUUUCCCAGACGGAAUGACCAGGAGGGAUGGUAGCAGGAUGUGCACUAUCCAGCACACAUCCUGUGAUGAACAGGGACCAUUGUGUGUCUGCUGGAUCCACAAAGCAAUGGGAACUUGCAAGACAAAUGUCAGUGUUUCUGUCCACAGGUCCUCCUCUGAGGGCAGGGGUGGCUGGGACUGCUCAGCUUCUGGUGCCCCAGGCAGGGCUCUUACAGAGUGGCUUAGGGCCAUGGGCACUGCCCAGGUGGAGGCAGCUGCCCAGGUGUUGCCUCAGCUCUGCCCACUACCCACAAAGAUCUGGCUUUAUAUCCCGUGUCCUGCUGGUGGGAUAGUUGGACUCAGCUUUGGCAGCUCGCCAGGGGACCCAGCUGUAGUGCCGGGGGACUCUGGGGCACCACAGGGUGGCAUUCCCUGCGGCUGUGUGUUUUCCCCAAGCUCUCUGUCAUGUUCUCCAUGCUGGGUGAGACUGGGAGCUCCCCCACCACAGCUUUGCUACACUGGAGACACACUGGCAGAGUGCUUUGUUUUUCAGGAAGAUGCUUUUUGACCUCCUUUGCCUAUGAUGAGGCUUCAUCCAGUAUUGUGCAUGAGCUGCAUAAAAUGGGCAUCACCCCCAUGUUCACAGGGUUGAAGACCAUUCAGGGGCUGAGGAAGGACCUUCUGUCCCAGUCUACAGCUGCAGAGGGGGUAACAAGUCCCAUUUCCUGCUUUUUACAGAGGAGUUAUUUCAACCGGGGCUGGUAAUAUCACCCGUGACAUCAGAAAUCUCAGUCACCACUGUAGCUUUCCUUGGGACAUGUGCCAGGUCACAGGCAGGGCUGGCUCAGAUGGGUAUUGCUUCUCUGCGCAGGUGUGGGGUGCUGUUGAACCUGGGACCCCUUAUCCAGUGCCUUGGCAAAUGCUUCCUGGUGACGAGUCUGUCCUGGAACUGGGCAAGGCUGGGUUGUGUUCUCUGCCACCUUUCAGGCACAUCUUGCAACCUCUCAUGCCGGGACAGAAAGUUUCCAUCUCUUCUUAAGAAACUACCUGUUCUCAUGAGGAAUGAGAGCCCAGCUGGGGCACAUGAAGUAACCCCCAGCUGCUCUGCCCCACGUCAGUUACCUCCACCAGACAGCCCAGGUAUCAUCUUGGUUGCUCACCUUGCCUGCCCAUGCAGACUUGAUGCCUCCAGAUCCUGAGCUCUCCAUGAGCUCCUGCACCUCAGAUUCUGGGCUGUGCCUGUCACCCUGCCCAUGUCUUACAUGUGUGCUGACAGGACUUGAGGGACAGCUGGGACUUUGCCUCUGCCCCAUGCAGGUAAGACCCCAUCUGGAGAACUGCAUCCAGCUCUAGGGUACCAGCACAGGAAGGACCUGGAGCUGCUGGAACAAGUCCAGAGGAGGCCACAGAGAUCCUCUGAAGACUGGAGCCCCUCUGCUCUGGAGCCAGGCUGGGAGAGCUGAGGGUGUUCACUUGGAGAAGAGAAGGCUCCAGGGACAACUCAGAGCCCCUUGCAGGGCCUAAAGGGGCUCCAGGAGAGCUGGAGAGGGACUUGGGACAAGGGAUGGAGGGACAGGACAAGGGCAGGUUGGGAUGUUGGGAAGAAGAUGGGAUAUAGUGGAGAAAUUCUUCCCUGUGAGGGUGGUGAGGGCCUGGCACAGGGUGCUCAGAGCAGCUGUGGCUGCCCCUGGAUCCCUGGACAUGUCCAAGGCCAGGAUGGACGAGGCUUGGAGUACCCUGGGAUAGUGGAAGAUGUCCGUGCACAUGGCAGGAGGUGGGAUGAGAUGAGCUUUGAGGCCUCUUGCAACCCAAACCAUUCUGUGAUCCUACAACUUCAGCCAAUCAGGUACUGGUUGAACCAUGCUUUCAGCCCCAGAUAGUUUGGUUUUGGCAGCAUUUGGCAGUGAGCUCUGCAAUUUCAUUUUAGCUUUAUUCAGGAAAAGAAACAUCUCUUUCUUUGGUUUCUUGAGUUCCUUGACAGUUCCUGGCCCUUAAGGACCUCACUUAUAGCACUUGCUCUCACUGUUUGAAGCAGCUUCUCUGACACACCUUAUGGGGUGCUUUGGAGACUGAAGAUCGUGAGGUGGGACCAGAUCUGUUGGGUAGAACUGAUUCACACAUAUAGAGUGUGUCCAGAGAAGGCAACAGUGCUGUGGAAGGGGCUGGAGCCCCAGGAGAGGCUGAGGGAGCUGGAAAGGGGCUCAGCCUGGAGAAAAGGAGGCUCAGGGGGGGACCUUGUGGCUCUGCACAACUCCUGACAGGAGGGGACAGCCAGGGGGGUCAGACUCUGCUGCCAGGGAACAGGGACAGGAGAGGGAACAGCCUCAGGCUGGGCCAGGGGAGGUUCAGGUUGGAUAUUCGGGAAUAUUUCUUCAUGGAAAGGUUUGUCCAGCUCUUAUACAGGCUUCCCAGGGCAGUGAUGGAGUCCCCAUCCCUGGAAGUGUUCAAAAAAUGUGUAGAUGUAGCAGUCGGGGACAUGGUUUAGUGGUGACCUUGGCAGUGCUGGGCUAAUGAUUUGACCUGAUGAUCUUAGAGGGGUUUUCCCACCUUAAUGAUUCUGUGAUUUUAAACUUGAAGUUCCUGAAGAACCUUUCCCUCCCAUUCACCUCCGGCUCAGCCACCCCCUAACACAUCAUCCCCCACUACCCUCCCCAGCACCCCUGAGCCUGGAUGGGGCUUGAGGAACUCACAGUGAUGGGUAAAUGCUCCAUGAACCUGGAGGCCUUGAAGAAGCAUUUCAGGUGAAGAGCACCAUCCUCUCAUGAGGCAUCCUUGUCUGUCAGGGGUCUUUGAGCAAUAUUUGUGUUGCUGCAAGUCACAGUGACGGGUACAAGCUGCUGUCACCCCCUAAAGAUGCUCUUGAGGGGAGAUGCUCUGUAACUUGUGACUUCCUUGCAACUCCACCUUGUGAUUCCUGUGUGGGCUUGGUGUUCCAAGGUGGGAAUUCUCCUUCCUCAGAUCCCCCUUCCAGGUCAGCAACGCUGUCUCCAGGGAACCAAUGGCCGCGUGGCCCUGCGCAUUAGCCUGGCCUGUCAUCUCCUUGAUUCCCUCCUGGCUAAUCCGGGCUGAGCCAGGCUGGGGUGAGCAGGACUCAGCUGCUGUCCAUGGCUGUACCCACCCCGCUGCCCCCCAGCCUGCGCCGAGGCUUGGUGGCUUUCAGUGGCUCCCUCUUCAUCAACAACAAGACGUGGGAUAGUGGCACUGCCUACACCUACCAGCCAGCUCACAAGGUGCUGUCCAGCCUGUCCCUCCAAGUGAUGCUCUACUUCAAUGUCUACUACUUCCCAGUCUGGUGCCUGGCUGAGGGGAUUAUGCUGCACCUGAAGUACCACCUGCUGCCUUGGCACUAUCAGUUCCUGCUGGUAACAGCCUUCCUCAUCCUCUCGCUGGCUGAGGGCUCCCGCCUCUACUUGGGCUACCUGGGGAACCUCCAGGAGAAGCAGGUUCUGAUCCUGCAGGUGCCUGAGCUGGCUGGGUUCCUGCUCCUCUCCUUCCUGAUCCAGCUGCCCCUCCUGCUCUUCCUGCUGAUGGACAGGCAGGUCAUCCACCUACCGCUGGAGGUGUCCGUGCACAGCUUGUUCCUAGCCUUCCUCCUCCCCGAGAUCGUGGCUGCCUUCCUGGCACUGAGGACCACGACCAAGCAGCUGGCGGCACAGUUCUACCUGCGGCAGUUCCAGGAGGGUGGGAGGGGCCAGCUGGAGCCAGGGGGCACAGGGGGACAGGCAGCCGAGAUGGGAUGAUGCUGCAUGACUCCACCCCACACAGCUGGUCCUGGCAAGGAGCAUUAAACAGUGCUUGAACCCACAGACACUGUUUCUGCGCUUUGUGGAGACCCCAGAACAGCACCCAGGCACAGCCCAGCUGAUCCCAGCCUUGCACCAGCUAGCACAGCCUGGGAAAACUGGGAGUGAGGGGUUAGCAC
Vidua macroura (Pin-tailed whydah) is the source of this 4013-nucleotide messenger RNA. RefSeq names its product transmembrane protein 17B-like. Gene Ontology annotation, biological process: non-motile cilium assembly. The transcript is spliced from 4 exons. The coding region runs from base 3196 to 3831 and encodes 211 amino acids. Gene Ontology annotation, cellular component: ciliary transition zone. The record is from RefSeq and is a predicted model, not a curated record. NCBI's taxonomy places the organism in Eukaryota, Metazoa, Chordata, Aves, Passeriformes, Viduidae.